Messenger RNA from Linum trigynum, 732 nucleotides. The record is from the annotation of a GenBank genome assembly. NCBI's taxonomy places the organism in Eukaryota, Viridiplantae, Streptophyta, Magnoliopsida, Malpighiales, Linaceae.
AUGAGGCCGCAGAUCGUGCUGUUUGGCGAUUCAAUCACGGAGCAGUCUUUCAGAUCAGGCGGCUGGGGUGCUUCCCUCGCCGACACUUACUCUCGCAAGGCUGAUGUCUUCAAUCGUGGCUAUGGCGGGUACAACACCAGAUGGGCUUUGUUUUUGCUGCAUCACCUCUUCCCUCUUGAUUUGAGAAAGGCUCCUCCUGUUGCGGCCACUGUCUUCUUUGGGGCUAAUGAUGCGGCUCUGUUUGGCAGAACUAGCGAAAAGCAACAUGUUCCCUUGGAUGAAUAUAAGGAGAACCUCAGGAAGAUUGUCAAGCAUUUGAAGGAAUCUUCACCUGCCAUGCUGGUCGUGCUUAUUACUCCACCACCAGUAGAUGAGCCAGGGCGUAAAGCAUAUGCCAAAUCAGUAUAUGGUGAGAAAGCUAUGGAAUUCCCCGAGAGGACAAAUGACAUGGCUGGAGUUUAUGCUUGGCAAUGUGUGGAUUUGGCCAAGGAACUGGGUGUGUGGUCCAUUAAUUUAUGGUCCAAGAUGCAGGAAACUGAUGGCUGGCAGCAAAAAUACCUGAGUGAUGGUCUACACCUGACACCGGAAGGAAAUGCAGUGGUGUUCGAGGAAGUAGUAAACGUGUUCAGUGAAGCGUGGCUAUCUCCUGCAGAAAUGCCAUUGGAUUUCCCUCACCAUUCUGAAAUUGAAGGGGAAGACCCCGAGAAAGCUUUCCAAUAUCUGUGCUUGUAG